CUCGAUUAUCAUGGCAGAACAAGAACAAGCACAACAAUUGCCGGAGGCACCUUUCCCAGCACCUCCACCAUUCUGGAGGUAUUUCACAGUCGCCAACGAGGAGGAGCUGAGAAAGAUCGAAUCGUCUUCCACGGACGACCAACCGAAGCCAAAGCUGUCCCUUCACCUGGCAUACCUGCGACCUCCCCCUCCUCCACCGGCUUCAGCAGAGUACUACACGGCCUUUGGCCAGAAACAGGUCACCGAUCCGACCAAGCCCUCAUCCUUGCCUACUGAACAACUUCUCUUCAAUCCAGACGACCCAAAUCUCAAUCACGCUGUCCUGCUCAGUCGCCUCACGAAAUCCCUGCUGCUGAACUUCCUCGAACUCACGAGUGUCUUGUCCCUUGACCCAACAAAGCACGAAGAAAAGAUGGAAGACAUACGGCAGCUUUUGUUGAACAUCCACGUGGUAAUUAACAUUUACCGGCCUCAUCAGGCACGAGAGAGCGUCAAGGAAAUGCUGGAAGGCAUCCUGGAAGACGGACAGAGAGAGAUUGACGAGUGCGACAAAGUGAAGCAGAGAAUCGACGAAUUUUUAGCAGAUGUGGGCAAGAUUAGGAUAUCGGGUGCUCCAGACGCCACUCAGGAGGAAUCUUCCACGACCGAGGCGUCUCGCGACCAGAUGAUGGAGAAGCAGCGGAGGCUGUGGCAAAUGAUACAAGAAAUGACUUGAUGAAAUCCAUCCCCCGAACUCGGACAGAGACCACGCUCUGGAAUCAUUCCGUCACAGAACUGUUGGGUAUCACGAUUGUUACCAACUUAUGUCCUCAAACAACCGGAAGUGUCGACCGUCAUGUGGGCCGCAUCUUGACAGGGGAGCUCUCCAGGAACAAAGCCAUGUAACGGCAUUUUACUAAACUCAUCCCUCUCGAAGACUUAAACAUUGAUUUCUGCAGCCCCACUGCUCAAAAUCUGGUCCUUGUAAGGCUCCAAAGCUGGAUCCACCGCUUCUUCCACGAAUUCAUCAACCUGUUCCGCCGACCUGCCAACGAACUUCGAUGGGUUAAGCAAGUCCUCUGGCGUCAACUCGCUCCAGAUAGGCUCGAAAAACUUCUCCUUCUUGAUACGGUCAACAAGAUCGUUCGCUUGGCCUUCCAAUUUGACCACCGCAGCGGCUUGAUGAGACAACACUCGGAUAUGCUCGUGAGUUUCUUGACGGCUGGCGCCCUUUUCAGCCAUACGCAUAAUCAUUGUCUCGGUGGCCAUAAAGGGAAGCUCUUGCUGCAGGCGGGCGCUGAUGACUUGUGGAUACACGACCAGACCCGAAGACACGUUUUCGAGCAGAAUGCAUAAUGCGUCGGCGAUUAGAAACAUCUCGGGAAUAUCAAUACGUCGGAUUGCAGAGUCGUCCAGCGAUCUUUCAAACCAUUGGUGGGCGUACGUUUGCCCGAAUCCGGAGGCGAGCGAAACCAGCUUCCGAGCCAGAGAACACAUACGUUCCGAGCGCAUGGGGUUGCGUUUGUAAGCCAUGGCUGAUGAGCCAAUUUGGUCCUUCUCAAAAGGUUCUUCGACUUCUUUCAACAUAGCCAAAUGCCGCAGGUCGGUACCAAUGUGCUCACAGGUGGUACCGAAUGAAGCCAACACGUUGGCGAUGUCAAAAUCAAUCUUGCGGUUAUAGGUCUGCACCGACACAAUAGAGCGUUUACUGAAACCGGCUUUCUUGGUGACCAGUUGGUCGAGCUGCUUGACUUUUGCGUGGUCGCCAUGGAAUAGCUCCAGGAAAGAGGCUUGGGUCCCAGUGGUGCCUUUGACGCCACGGAAGACGAGGUCUGCACGAGCACGUUCGAAGUUCCUCAAAUCCAUGAGUAGCGACUCAAUCCAUUGCGUAGCCCGACGACCAACAGUAAUGGGCUGAGCGGGCUGUCCAUGGGUAAAUCCCAGGCAAGGCAUGGCCUUGUAUUGCAGUGCAAAAUCUGACAACUUCUUGAUGCACUUGGCGACUUUCGGCAAUAGGAUUGACAGUCCGUCCCUCAAAAAUAUCAAGUCGGCAUUGUCCGUCACGUAGCAGGAAGUGGCGCCCAGGUGUAUCUUGCCAGCGGCUGCAGGUGCCCGCUGGCCAAAGGCGUGAACAUGGGCCAUAACGUCGUGCCGUCGUCGCUUUUCCUCUAUAGCCGCAACCUGGAAAUCAUCGUCCGUCAUGACUUUAGCCGCCUCCAUCUGCGUAAUGGCCUCGUCCGGGAUAUCGAGCCCCAACUCCUUCUCCGCUUCAGCAAGCCAGAUCCAGAGUUGGCGCCAGGUUGUAGCUCGAGUUCGAGGUGAGAAUAAGGUGAGCAUUUCUUUGCUGGCGUAGCGAGCCGCCAGCGGGCUCUGCCACGUAUCGUGAGCCAUUCUGAGAGCGUUUGUUUACAGUGGAUGUUCGACGGGUAUUGCGAGGAU
Molecule: messenger RNA, 2418 nt
Organism: Cladophialophora immunda
Lineage: Eukaryota; Fungi; Ascomycota; Eurotiomycetes; Chaetothyriales; Herpotrichiellaceae
Exons: 1
Coding region: 11-715 (234 amino acids)
Biological process (GO): regulation of transcription by RNA polymerase II
Cellular component (GO): core mediator complex; mediator complex
Molecular function (GO): transcription coregulator activity
Source: RefSeq, a predicted model, not a curated record